AUGUCCACCAACCGCUACCUCGACUACCAGAAGGAGCGCAUGAGAUUUAUAAAGUUCAACCGCCUUGCUCAUCCUCCUAAGCUCACCAUCAACGACCUUCCGAACAUCUUCCUCGCAAACAUUCUCAGCCAUGCGCUUCCAGACCACCGCGACGGUUUCAUCCCCUGCAUCAUGAACACCGCCAAGAUGUUCAAGAAAACCUCCACUGCUCGUCCUUGCCCUAGAUACCUCACUGUCAACAAGAGGUUCUCUCGCAUUGGAAAGCAAGUCUGGUUGCAGACUGACUUUAGUCACGUCUACAUUAACUCCUGGGCCACGCUGCACAGGGGCUUGAUCGCCUCGGCCAGCGAGAUGUCUUUCGUCAUUCUGAGCCUGGAAAUCCGCCGUGGUGAUCGUGCUCUCAACCAGAAGCUCGUCCCAUCUGCUCUUGGUGCAAAGCUGCGUGAGCUUCUUCACGAGAUGAAGAAUUUGGAGGUGCUGAUGGUCAGAGUCUGGCACGGGAUCGGCAGCCUGGCUCCUGUCUCCGAGAUCAUCAUGAACAAUUUCUCUUCAGUUAGAGUCAAGCAGGCAGUCAACAUUGCCAGUAUUCUCUCGCUUGAGGGAGGAGUCGACCAUGAUAGAGGUUGCCCCGGCUUGCUGUCUAACUACUACAUCAAGCACUUCAUGUCGCACCUUCUCCGCCUACCCCUAAGGGAGAUCCCCAAGCCCACCACUGUAUAUCUCGAUGAAUCUGAGCCUCUGCUCAGGAUCCCCAUCUGGCGUGGUUGUGCUGCAACCCGCGAAAGCCACGAGGGCUCUUGGAUGCCUCCCAUCUUCGAGAAGCAGACCAAGGAGAAGCAGGAGGCUCGUACCACUGAAGAGGACGAGGCUUUGACUCAGCUGCUCAAGGAACGUAUGAAGAACGUCCCAUGGGUCAAGGAUGCUGUUCGUGCUCGUAAGAGACAGCAGAAGGCUCAGAAGAAGAAGAGUGCAGACGAAGAGAAGGGCGAGGAGAAGAAGGAAGUCAUGGGCGACGAGAAGGCCGAGGAGGUUUGA
This is a messenger RNA of Aureobasidium melanogenum CBS 110374, 1035 nucleotides long. RefSeq lists its product as uncharacterized. NCBI's taxonomy places the organism in Eukaryota, Fungi, Ascomycota, Dothideomycetes, Dothideales, Saccotheciaceae. Bases 1 to 1035 code for a protein of 344 amino acids. The record is from RefSeq and is a predicted model, not a curated record. The transcript is spliced from 2 exons.